UGCAAAAAGUAUCUUAUUUGCAUCAUAACUAUUUUUUAUUUGUCUCUCUUGCAGUUUGCCAUCCUUCUCAUACUGGUCAUCAUUGUUGAGAUUGCAGCAGUAAUAGCUGGAUAUGUCUUCAGAAAGAAAGUCUCAAUUGUGGUCGAGAAAACCCUCGUUGACAUGAUGGCUGGUUAUAACAACAACACUGAGCUGAAAAAGGCUGUGGAUAAACUGCAGGAGGAUGUGCAGUGCUGUGGUGUGAACAGUACUUCUGACUGGGCCAACUUCAAACCUAAUAAAAAUUCUGUGCCUGACUCAUGCUGUGUGAAUGUCACUAAAGACUGUGGACUCAACAACAUGAAAAACCCCGUCAAAGUGCACCAGCUGGGUUGUCAACCUGCUGUGGAGGCCCUACUGAGGAAACAAAUCCAGUGGGUGAUCAUUGCAGCUCUUGUCAUUGCUUUCCUGGAGGUUGUGGGGAUUGUGUUUGCUUGCAUGCUGAUAAGAGGUAUUCGCAGCGGCUACACGGUCAUGUGAUCCAGCUUCACACCUGAGCAGGAGUUGGCUGUUCAGGUCAUGCUUUUUGGGAGCUUCAUUUGGAAACUUUAAAUAUGUUCAUAUUAUACUUCAAAUACAAAAUACAACACAGUAUAAUAAUUUAGCAUGCAUUGAUUUUGGAUUCUGUUUUCAGAGGUUAAAACUUUGCUUCCAUAGUGUUUGUGUGUGGAGAUGGAAAAUGGCAAAAAGAAAAACCCUCUGCUUUUAACUAUCGGUAGCUUGUUAUUGGUUAUGAUUUUGUUCUUUACAUCUUUUACUUUGCUUGUUCUGGUAGAGACUGGGGGUCUGUUUGGAUGCUGAGAUUUAUUUGUAUUGCUGGGUCCAGUUUCAGGUUUUAAUAAAGACUUCUUAAAUUGCACCCAAAUUUGCUUCAAGUCUAAAUACAAACGGAAAAUAAAAAGGACCAUUGAGAUGAAGUUCAUGUAAAUAUAAUAUUAGCAUAGAAACAACAUUCAAAACUUCUGAAUUACAGAAAAGAAAUUAACUUUUGCAACACAUUUAGAUAUGUUGGGCCAGUUCUUGCACAGGAAGCAAAGGGCAUAUCCUAUUUGACACUUUACAACACCAGUACAAGGCAUGUGCAGUUCCCCUCAUAGUUACAGAAGUUCAGAUGGCUUAAAUAGAAGCUUUGUGCUGCAUGUGUGCUCUUAAUCAUUGUCAGCCUCCAAAGCAAGAAGACAUUCAGUAAACAAAGGGCCAUCACCAAUCUUCAGCCAGCUUGUAACUGCUGUGCAGCAAAGGUUUAAAAGGAUAAUCAUCUACAAUAAGAAGUGCAGCCCCUCACCACACAAA
Molecule: messenger RNA, 1332 nt
Organism: Monopterus albus (swamp eel)
Lineage: Eukaryota; Metazoa; Chordata; Actinopteri; Synbranchiformes; Synbranchidae
Product: CD63 antigen-like
Exons: 5
Biological process (GO): regulation of vascular endothelial growth factor signaling pathway
Cellular component (GO): plasma membrane
Source: RefSeq, a predicted model, not a curated record